This is a messenger RNA of Vigna angularis (adzuki bean), 3938 nucleotides long. RefSeq names its product phosphate transporter PHO1 homolog 1. The record is from RefSeq and is a predicted model, not a curated record. Lineage: Eukaryota; Viridiplantae; Streptophyta; Magnoliopsida; Fabales; Fabaceae. Gene Ontology annotation, cellular component: trans-Golgi network; Golgi apparatus; plasma membrane. Gene Ontology annotation, biological process: phosphate ion transport; cellular response to phosphate starvation. The transcript is spliced from 14 exons. Gene Ontology annotation, molecular function: inositol hexakisphosphate binding. Bases 1369 to 3729 code for a protein of 786 amino acids.
GAGAGGGCAAGGAGGGAAAAGGGUACAUAUAUGUUACAGUUUUUGUAGCUUUUGCUUGAAGGUCCAAUAGUGUUUACAAGUUGGGUAGAUAGUGGGUUUAGAACCAAAGAAUAGAACACAGAAUUCAGUAUUGUUAUUAGGAAGAUACUGGUAUGCCAAAGAUAUUACCAGCCUCAUUAGAUGUCAUGACACUAUUAUAUGCUGCUUAUCCAAAGUACAUUGGACAUGCAGUAUGGAGGAAUUAUUCCAUACCAAAACCGCGUAUUAAAGUGAGCCUUAUCUACUAAUUCCCUUGUACAAAGAUUCCAACAUGAAGUGUUGGAGCUUACCUAAUCUACAGCAGUAAUAAUUUAAAGAAGAUUUGGCAUUAGAAGUGUGCAAAUACGUGUUGGAUUUAUAAAAUUUCAGUAUACUACUUUUUCCAUAUAAUAUUUUGCAGAUAUUCUUUUUGGCACGGAAAUAGGGAAGCAAGAGGUGGUCAUGUUCUCCCCUAUGGUUUACUGUGAUACAAAAUUGACUUGUCAUUGCCACUCAUCAAUCAAGGUCUCUUAGAACUGAAUUGCCAAAACUCGACGAAAUUGAAAUUGUGAUGCUUUUGAAGUGAUGAAUGCAACUUCUUGGUUUAGAUGUGAGCAAUGGACUCAACUUUAUGGUGAAACAAAAGGGGUUGCUUAAUGAAAGUGGAGAAGUUGUGAAAAGCUUUUAGUUAUCCUGAAUAAGUGGAAAUCAGGUUGGGCUAAUUAGAGAGCACCUUUGUGUGCUAGCAAAUAAUUUAGCCAAUAUGUUUCGCUUUUCAACUAUUCAACAAAUUCUAGACUUAGCAUACCAGCAAUCACACUAAAUACAAUCCAUAUCAAAAAUCUGAAAUGCCCUUUGAUUGUUUGUAUAUUAAUAACAACAGCAACAACAUCAACAACAACUCCUCUAAUUUUUGCUGGUGAAUUAUUGUGGGAAACUUUAUGAAUUGAAAAAGCAUGGUCAUCCUCUAUCUAUCUAUCUAUGUGUAUUCUGAAUAGUCUAAUUUGUCCCUUCUCAGACAGAACCACUUUAAAUUGCCACCCUUUUCAAAAUCCUCAUGAAGACAUGUUGGCCGAGGAGUGAUCCUAACCCGUGGUGGUUUGGUUACUUUCCGAUGAGGCAUGCCAUUGUACAUGCCAAAUCCUCAAGUGGAGAAGCAUAGGAUCUAAGUAUAUUAUAGAAUGUGCUCAAGAGCAUCAGUACCACAACAUCAAUCAAAAUACCUUUUCCAACCCCAUAUAUUAUGUCAUUUUGGGUUUCCCUUAAUCACUCACAAGGCGACAACACUCAUCAUCUAGAGCUACACACUCUACUUCUUCCUUCUGAGGUUUCAAACAACAAACAAAGAAGAUGGUGAAGUUCUCAAAGCAGUUCGAGGGGCAACUCAUUCCAGAAUGGAAAGAGGCCUUUGUGGAUUAUUGGCAACUCAAGAAGGACCUCAAAAAACUCCAUCUUUUUAAUAACACACCCAACACUAGUAGUACUUCUCUACCUAAGUACAUAUUUUCAUCACUAAGGAACUACUCUCCAUUUGGCCACCAACAUAGACAGCAUGGACCGAUACAAGUCCGUAGGAAACUUGCCUCAUCAUCUUUUAAUGGGGACAUGUAUGAGACAGAACUGCUAGAUCAGUUUUCUGACACUGAUGCCACCAAAGAAUUUUUUGCAUGUCUGGACCAGCAACUAAACAAGGUCAACAAGUUCUACAGAACCAAGGAGAAAGAGUUCAUGGAUAGAGGAGAUUCCUUGAAAAAACAAAUGGAAAUCCUCCUUGUGCUCAAAUCCACAUUCAAGGAGCAGCAGAGCAAAGCAGGCUCUUCCCAUGGCUCCAAGGAAGAUCAAUCUAUCUCAUGCACAUUCUCUAAUGAGGAGGACUCUGUUAGGAGCAGACCACAGCAAGAAGAACUACAGGACACAACAAGCACAGAUGAAUUGGAGAGAGUUGAAGCUCCAUUUUCUGAUUCCCCUAGUGCAGAAGAACUUGUCAAGUCUUUGCAAAUGAAAAGAGAAGAUGGUAAAUUCAGAACUCUUUCUGGCCGUGUCAUCAACUGCCAAGGGAAAAAUCUGAGGAUAAACAUUCCCUUGACCACACCAUCCAGAACCUUUUCAGCCAUAAGCUACCUUCUCAGGGAAGAUUUGCUUAAUCAGUCUUCAAGGAAAUGUGGUCCAGAAGGUGGAAACAUCCACCUGAACAAAACUAAUUUGCACCAUGCUGAAAAGAUGAUCAAAGGAGGUUUCAUUGAGCUCUACAAAGGCCUAGGAUAUCUCAAAGUUUACAGGAACUUGAACAUGCUUGCAUUUAUAAAGAUUCUGAAGAAGUUUGAUAAGGUCACAGAAAAACAAAUUCUUCCCAUUUAUCUCAAAGUGGUUGAGAGUUCUUAUUUCAAUAGCUCAGAUAAGGUGGUGAAGUUAGCAGACGAAGUUGAGGAACUGUUCAUUAAAAAUUUUGCUGAAGAUAACCGAAGAAAGGCCAUGAAAUACCUUAGACCAAGCCAACGUAAAGAAUCACAUGCUGUAACUUUUUUCAUUGGACUAUUUACUGGAUGCUUCUUGGCACUUCUUGCGGGAUAUGCUAUAAUGGCUCAUGUGACUGGUUUGUAUAGACCACAUCAAAAUUCUGUCUACAUGGAAACUGUCUACCCUGUGCUUAGCAUGUUCAGCCUUGUGUUCCUACAUUUCUUUCUUUAUGGUUGCAACAUUCUUGCAUGGAGAAAAACUCGUAUAAACUACAGCUUCAUUUUUGAGCUGGCCCCUACCAAGGAACUCAAGUAUAGAGAUAUAUUCUUAAUUUGCACGAUGGCAAUGAGUACUGUGGUUGGUGUUACGUUUCUUCAUUUGACUCUACUGACAAAAGGGUAUUCAUAUGCCAAAGUACAAGACAUUCCCGGACUUCUUCUUCUGGGCUUCUUAUUAAUACUAGUGUGCCCCUUCAACAUUAUAUACCGGUCAAGCCGUUACCGCUUCCUUUGUGUGAUAAGAAACAUAAUUUUGUCACCCCUUUACAAGGUUGUCAUGCUGGAUUUUUUCAUGGCUGAUCAACUUUGUAGUCAGGUACCAAUGCUCAGGAGCCUUGAGUACGUGGCAUGUUACUAUAUAACCGGUAGCUAUAAAACUCAGGACUAUGGAUACUGCAUGAGGACAAAGCACUAUAGAGAUCUAGCUUAUGCAGUGUCAUUUCUCCCCUACUAUUGGAGAGCUAUGCAGUGUACUAGGAGAUGGGUUGAUGAAGGGCAGACAAGCCACCUUGUGAAUCUGGGAAAAUAUGUAUCAGCAAUGUUAGCAGCUGGUGCCAAAGUGGCUUAUGAGAAAGAUGGGAGUGUAGUAUGGCUCUGUGUUCUGGUGAUAAUGUCAAGUGCAGCAACUAUGUACCAAUUGUACUGGGACUUUGUAAAAGACUGGGGUUUGCUUCAAAUGAAUUCCAAGAAUCCAUGGUUAAGGAAUGAAUUAAUGCUUCACAGAAAAGCCAUUUACUACUUCUCAAUGGGGUUAAAUCUUGUUCUGAGGCUUGCUUGGUUGCAAACUGUUCUUCAUUCAAGUUUUGAAAAUGUUGAUUAUCGAGUUACAUGCUUAUUUUUAGCAUCUCUUGAAGUAAUUAGACGAGGGCUAUGGAAUUUCUUCAGAUUGGAGAAUGAGCAUCUAAAUAAUGCUGGCAAGUUUAGAGCAGUGAAGAUAGUACCACUUCCUUUUCAUGAAGUUGAUGAAGAAGACUAAUAAUAAAGCCAUUGGGUGAUUUAUUCGAGGGUAGGGGAUGCUUCAAGACAAGUAUUUCACGGAAAAGAUUUUAUGUCUUCCUUCAAGUUGAUGUAAUAUUGAUCAACUUGAUUAUUUCAUUUGGUUUAUUUGCCUGAUAUCAUCCUCAAUUCUAUUACACAAUUUUUCAUUAACAAGAAAUAGAAAAUUAAUGAAAAAGUGUUGUUCCA